Messenger RNA from Cetraspora pellucida, 1064 nucleotides. NCBI's taxonomy places the organism in Eukaryota, Fungi, Glomeromycota, Glomeromycetes, Diversisporales, Gigasporaceae. The record is from the annotation of a GenBank genome assembly.
GAGUCCGUAUUCUUAAAAUACAAAAUUACAGAAAAUUUGAUGCUUUAACUAGAGUUAAAAGACCUUUUGCUUCACAUGAUUCCACUGAAUUCAAGCCAAAAACUUUAUACUCGUCACCAAGCCCGUUACCACCAGAACCACCGAUAGAUCCUUUACCUACCCCACCUCUGGAACCAGCUGGCAUCAAUAAUCCUAUAGAUACGUUGCCACCUCCUGAUAAGACCUGUUCUUCAAUAACUUUUCCAUGGCUUUACGGUGACCAGCCGCCACGGAUAAAGAACUACCCAUAUCCUAUACCAGAUUCAGGAAGCGAUAUAAUAUUUUCAUUGCUGGCGUUGUUACCAACAUUUAUACAGCAUGAGCUUUGUAAAUUAUUUGGUUUUCGUUUGCUGAAGGAUUCUACAUCAUCCGCGUAUUUUCCAAAAGAAUUUAUAAUAGGUGUAACAUUCGCCAUAUAUCAAGUUUGCGACGCAUUAUCAAGUCCAACAGAUCAAGAACAAUUGAAACAAAUGUUUACACCAAGGCUAUACGAUCGUUACAUUUCCGAAUUUGAAAAAAUAGAAAAAGAGAAAUCCACAAUAAAAAUUGAACUGCAAAAAAUUCACGGCUUGGGUAUUCGUGAUAUUUGGUUCACAAUUGCUCCUAAAAAGGUGAUAACAAAUCGGGACUAUAAUAUUAUUCAAUGGAUGGCUUCAAAAAUAGCAGUUCCGAAAAUUUCGGAAGGAAUGUCUAAUAUUGAACGAAAAUCUCGAAUUUCAUUUUCAGCAGCAAAAAAUUAUGCAUCGGUUAUCAAUUUUAAAGUGGACAUGGAAGUAGAUGCGGACGUUAUGUAUACGUUAAAAUCGGAACAGAAUGAGACAUUAAUUCAUGAUAAAACCAGAAGGAUUGUAUUAUUUCGAUUUGAGAGUCCAUAUUUUGAACCUACGGAAAAGAUAAGCUCGAGUAAAACAACAGACGGGCAUAGUGAUAUAACAUUAAAUUGGAAUUGGCGGGUUGGAGAUAUCGAUUAUUUAUUGGAAAAGGAAGAUUUGGAAAGCAAAGAUGAAAAAGAAUCGGUGGGUUAG